This is a messenger RNA of Coregonus clupeaformis (lake whitefish), 816 nucleotides long. RefSeq names its product C-X-C motif chemokine 11-1-like. Gene Ontology annotation, biological process: inflammatory response; cellular response to lipopolysaccharide; chemokine-mediated signaling pathway. Gene Ontology annotation, molecular function: CXCR chemokine receptor binding; chemokine activity. Gene Ontology annotation, cellular component: extracellular region. The record is from RefSeq and is a predicted model, not a curated record. Bases 93 to 485 code for a protein of 130 amino acids. The transcript has 4 exons. Lineage: Eukaryota; Metazoa; Chordata; Actinopteri; Salmoniformes; Salmonidae.
CUCUCUCUCUCUCUCUCUCUCUCUCUCUCUCUCUCUCUCUUCCUCCCACUCUCAUUGGUUGACUGCCAGAGAUGGAGGGGAUUUCAGUAUAAAUGCAAGCCAAGCUCUCCUCCAUUCACAACUUCCAUAACUUGACUGAGCUGUCCAUCCAGACUCUUGAAGAAACUGAAGAAGCAGUAUCCAUGAUCAACACAAUGACAUCAACGGUCCUCAUCAGCUUCCUGGCCUGUCUGAUCCUGGUUAAUGUUGAAGGCCAGGUGGGUCAUUCUAAAGCUCGGUGCCUGUGUCUAAAUGGAAUGGUGAACCGUGUUAAACCUCUUCUCAUUGAGAAGCUUGAAGUGUACGCCUCCAGCCACUCCUGCCAGCACAUGGAGAUCAUUGUCACUCUGAAGAACGGAAAAGGGAAAAAGUGUCUGAAUCCAGAGGCCCCGAUUGUCAAGAAAACCAUUGAGAAAUGGAUGAAAAACCAAAGGAGUGUGCAGUAAAAGUAACGAUACCAGUUCAGUUGAGAACUUGAUGGAGAGAGAGCUAUUCCUGAGGAAUGCACUGAAAACUGCCUGAAGACUGCCUGAAUAUAUGUUUACACUGUUGAAUGGUACUUAGAAAGUCGUUUUUUAAAUUGACAAAAUGAGUAUCUGUUACACAAUGUGACUUACUAGUAGUUAAGUGACAUUUCUAGUAUUUCCAAUGGAAAAUAUAAAAAGCAUUUCAAUAUGUAAACAUAUUUUUUUAUUAUGCAAUGUCAACAAUUAAAAUGUUUAAUAUUUUGUUUGGUUAUCAAAUUUGUCCAUGGGAAAUGAAAAUGAACAUUUGUGU